UGCAGUGAGAAACAGAUGAUUCACGUCCAGUCUGGUUCGAGGAAGGCUCGAGGCAGCCACAAGAUGAUUGGUCUGAUUGUUCUCACGCUCCUGGGAGCUGCAGCUGCAGCCCCUAUGGACGACAAGAUCGUAGGCGGCUACGAGUGCACCCAACACUCCCAACCCUGGCAGGUGUCUCUCAAUAUCGGCUACCAUUACUGUGGCGGCUCCCUCAUCAACGACCGCUGGAUCGCCUCCGCUGCGCACUGCUGGCAAAACCCCUACUCCCAGAUUGCAGUCUUGGGGGACCACCACAUCUGGAUGAACGAGGGCACGGAGCAGUACAUGUCGGUGGACGCCAUCUAUUGGCACGAGAACUACGACUACACCACCCUGGACUAUGACAUCAUGCUGAUGAGGUUGGCUCAGCCCGUCACCGUGAACGAAUACGUCAGGCCCGUCGCCCUGCCCAAAGCCUGCCCCGCGGCCGGGGACAUGUGCACGGUGUCCGGAUGGGGCAACAUCUACACUGAUCAAGUGUUCAACCCAUUCUACCUCCAGUGUGUGAACGUCCCCAUUAUGUCCCACAUGGACUGUGAAGGCUCCUACCCCGGCAAGAUCACCGACCGCAUGGUGUGCGCUGGAUACCUGGAGGGAGGCAAAGAUGCUUGUCAGGGGGACUCCGGUGGUCCUCUGGUGUGUAAUGGCGAGCUGCAUGGUAUCGUCUCUUGGGGCCAAGGCUGCGCUCAGCCCAACUUCCCGGGCGUUUACACCAAAGUCUGCUCUCUGUUGCCCUGGAUCAACAACAUUCUCACCACAUACAGCUAGACUGUGAUCUGCCAUCAAGGAACGGCAUGGGAGAGGGGAACCAGUGAGAGAGAGAGAGAGUGAAGGAGACAGGAGGUGGUGGUGGGUGGUGUCAGAGGGGAGAGCAGCUGAGAGAAGAAACAGAGAGAGAGAGAGAUAUGUGUUCCGUCAGGCACAGUCAAUAAAAUCUUCCAUUUUA
Molecule: messenger RNA, 985 nt
Organism: Hippoglossus stenolepis (Pacific halibut)
Lineage: Eukaryota; Metazoa; Chordata; Actinopteri; Pleuronectiformes; Pleuronectidae
Product: trypsin-2
Biological process (GO): proteolysis
Molecular function (GO): serine-type endopeptidase activity
Source: RefSeq, a predicted model, not a curated record